Diatraea saccharalis (sugarcane borer) is the source of this 648-nucleotide messenger RNA. The record is from the annotation of a GenBank genome assembly. NCBI's taxonomy places the organism in Eukaryota, Metazoa, Arthropoda, Insecta, Lepidoptera, Crambidae.
AUGCCGGAGAAUGUGAUGCCAAAGAUACCACAGAGCCCCUCGCCGGUGGCCCGAGCUGGGGCAGGAGAUAUAUCUGAGAGAGAGCUCUCGAGAGAGAGACACAAUAUGCAGACACCCACGCGAGUCCAACCCGUCAAUCCCAAGAAGCAGCUGUUCUCAGCGCCUGUCAAUAAGUUCACCGGGAAGGCCAGCGCUCCUAACCCCAACCUUGCGCGCCUGCGCAGCUGCCUCGAUGAAUACUGCCUCGCCACCCCAAACAGGCCCGCCAUAGUCAGACCAAAAGCCGUUUCCAUGGAAGACCUUGCGCCGAAAAGAACCAACUUUCAAAGGAAUGAGAAGGUAAUGUCUCGGGCGAGGUCCCCGGGGCUGCACACGCUGGUGGAGGAGCAGGCGGCGGCGCGCGUGGCGCGGUUCAUGGUGCUGAGCGCGUGGCGCCGGCGCCGGGCGGAGGUGUCAUGUUCGGAACGGCUGCGCAUGCAGGUGUCAACGUUGAAGACUCUGCUGGAGGGCGACAAUUGUAAGUUGCGGCUGGCGAUGCGCGAGCUGGAGCGACUGAAGCAGCUGCUGCGGGACAAGGACAUCGAGAAGGCACUGCUGGAGCGGGUAACGUGUCCUAUAAUAUCAUGCUAUACAGCGGUGCUAGCGUAG